UUGGUGCACAUUGAAUCGCGUGUUGUUUCUUUCACUGGUCCAAGUUUGUUUUUCCACCGCGUGUUUCUCGCUACUAGUCCACCACGAGUGACAACAUGUCAGAGUCCACCACCCACGUGCCGCCAGAGACGCCGCCCCUCCGCCGCCGUAACUCCAUCACCGCUCAAUCGGCGAACAAACUCUACCUCCCCGCAACGCCACCACUGCGCACGACGAGCCUGGAGCUGGUCUCCUUGAAACCCCCUUCCUCCGCCUCCUACACGUCCCUCAGAGACAUCCUCCCUCCGCCCAACGCCGCCGUCUACUCCCCCACCGCCUCCGCCUACUCCGGCCAAGAGAUUUCCAUCCGCAACCGCCUCGUCAAGCAGGCAGCCUGGGCCUACCUCCAGCCCAUGUCCGCUUCCUCCGGCGACUCCUCCACCCCCCACUUCCUCCGCCGCCUCUCCGCCGCCUUCCUCGGCUUCCUCUGCCACCACCUCGUUCCCGUUGUUACCCAAUUUUUCCGUCGAUUGUUCCACGCGCUCAGGCUCCACGUGUGCACGCGAUGCUAUUCUUGACAAUCCACAACUAUAUUUAUAAUAAUAGUCCCUGCAAGUCCUUCACUUUGUGUUCGAUAUGCUAUGCUGUUCCUUAGUAUGCUAUGUACCUCGUAUUUUUUUUUUUUUUUUUUUAUACCUUUGCGUUUGCCUCUUAAUUGUUGUGGCCUCAAGCUCAAAGUAGGAAUGAAUGAAUAAAUGAAUGAAUAAUCGAUUAAAGUGUUUCAAAAGUAAGGGGGACAAAAAACAAAGCAUUCUUUAUAUUACAAGAAGAAUAAGACUAAUGGGGUUGACGUAAGAAUGUACAAGAAUGUUAUGCUACACUUCUGUAGUGAAAUUUGCUUUAUUUAAAGCGCCUCGUGGUCUGGUUCCGGUUCCCAUCAGUUCCACUUCUUGUUCUUGCGGCCUGGGAAUUCGUUUUCGUUAUCAAAUAAAGAGGCUCGAAGUGAAGACAAUGGUGGGGCACUUGGAGUUGGACCAAGCUCGUCUUUUUUCUGCAAUGUAACACCAUCUUUCAGUAACAAUACUACUGCUAGCUGUAGAGAUAUAUGUAAUUUACUAAAUGGAGAACAAUUUUGUUGCACUUGUGAA
Molecule: messenger RNA, 1127 nt
Organism: Cajanus cajan (pigeon pea)
Lineage: Eukaryota; Viridiplantae; Streptophyta; Magnoliopsida; Fabales; Fabaceae
Source: RefSeq, a predicted model, not a curated record